UUCAGGAUACUCUUUCUGUGUUUUGUAAACAAGCUGCUUUUUUUAACAAGCUUUGUAAACAAGCUUUACGAGAUCUAUUAAAUUUGAUUAACUAUUGUUCAUGAAUAUAUAAAUUAAACUUCUAUAUUCUAUUUCAUGAAUAUAUAUUUUAACUCGAAUUAUUUACCUUUUUAACAAAAGCAUUAAGAUACACUUGAUGCUAGAAAAUUUUGAACAUUAGCAAUUGAAAGAAUAAAGUAACAGAAAAAUCUAAAGUACUGUGGAUAUUUAAACCCAGCUUCAAUAAAAAGCAAUGUUGGCAUUAUGUCUGAUUCAGAAUCUUCUCCACCCUUGCAGAAGAGCAGUUUACCCAUGCUGUUUGAAACUCAAAAUUUUGGAUUUCAACCACAGGAGUCAAAAUGUGUUAAUUCCCUUUGUAACCUGAUUAAUACAAGGUUAAAGCUGUUAGAAAAUGAAAUAUUUGGCCAACAUAAAGUUUGGGAAUACAUUCAAAAAGAGGUUGAUGAAGUAAAAUCCUUGAUUGAGGACUGCACAUCAACUUGUGAUUCAUCCUCUUUGAGUGGGCAUGAUAAUGACAGUGAAGUUGUGGAUUCUGCUCUUGAAAGCCAUAAAACAUGUAAUAGUUUGUUAUGGGACAAAAUAAAAUUAGCCGAAGAAAAUAUAAAUGUUAAAAAAACAUUGAUGAAAAUUUUAAGCACUGAUGUGACAAAAUUGAAAAGUUAUAAAAGGAAGUGUAAAAAAAAGUUGGAACAUUCUGGGUCCAAUAUUGACCUUAUUCUUGAAGUCACUAAUGGACUCAAUGUUUUUAAAUGUAGCCAGUGUAAAUUUUGUAGUGACCAUUCUGAUUUUAGAGAAGCCCUUUUAUCAUCAAUAAUUGAAUUAGUUCAUUUUAAUGAAAAAAGUCACAGUUCUUUAUUGGAAGAAAAUAAAGCAUUUAAAUCCUGUUUACAAAAAAUUUAUUUUAAAACAAAACAUUGUCUUUUACACAAUCAAAUUUAUUCUAAAAAUCAGCCAAGUCAACAUUCUUCUUUUGAAAAUGAUGGCCAUGCAUUUUAUGAUAAUGUGUACUCAAGCUUUGAACAGUUUUGUCAUCAUUUUCAAAGCCUCCAAGAAGAACUUAUGCAGCUAAAACAUAUUUUGCUUGCAGCAGAAGAAAAUCAUUUAGAUAAUUUUUUUCAAGCUUCUCAUUCUUUUGAUUGUAAAAGCUAUAUUGAUAUGAGGAAAAGGCAAGUUGGUUUUCAAAAUGAAUUUGAAGAUAAUGAAAAAUUUUCUCGUCAUCACCAGAGAAAUUAUUGCGGUUUUGAAAAAAAGCUUAAUUGUUGUGAUGAGUCUUCAGAUAAUGAUAUGUCAUGUGAAGCAAAUCCAGCAUAUGAUCUAAAUGCCAACAAUUUGGUUAAAAAUGAACUGGACUCACUCCGCAGUGGAAUAUUUGAAGCUAUGCGUGGUAUUCGUGAUGUGGAAGUGGAGGAUAAUGAUGAUAGAAAUCUUAUCAACAUGGUAGCUUCUUUAGCUGAAGAGUGUGGAGCUCUUCGGCAAGAAGUUAGUUAUUUACGAAAUGUACGUCAAGAAAAGAAACGUUCCUGGAAUAAACUGCAAUGUUUCAUAAUGGAUGCAGAACGAAAACUUAAAGGAAGUCGAAGUAUUUCUACUUUAAGAGAGAUCAUUCGAGAUUUGGGGCAAAUAAUUGUGUCAAGUGAAUCAUCAUCAAUUGAUGAAGCAAUUUUAUACAUGUACACUAAUCAGCUAGAGUGGCUUGAAAAGUUUUCUAUGGGUUGUGAAAAUUUAUCAGUUGGCAAAGAUUUGGGUUGUAAAGAUAUGGUAAAAGAUUCUGAAAAUACUAAGAAUAAUCAAGAGUGCCCUGCUUUAAGUGACUCAUAUUCUCAGACAUUAUUUAACUUUGUUUAUGAUAAGCAAAACGGAAGUACUAAUGAUGCAAAAAAUGUUGAAACAUGUGAUGUUGCAAUUCAAGUUGAUGCAUUUUCAUUUGGAAAUACUGCAUUAUCUCUCUAUGAACCUUCUUUUACCGAAAUUAGUAGGGAAAUUUAUGUUGUUCCUGAAGCUUUAGACGAAUCUGACUCUUGUUACAAUACUAUUUCUUCAGAAGCUGUGGUUAAUGAUGUUGCCCAAGAUGAAUUGCUUCCAGAUAAUUUUAAUUCAAUUAUUACAGUAGUUAACAAUUUAGAUUGCUCAUCUAAUUGCCAAAUGCUGGUCCUAUCAAAAGAUCACUCUGUAACUUCUAAAAGCUAUAUUCCUUUAAGUGGUGCUUUUCCUGUUGCUUCUUCAAAUAAUAUUUAUAAAUUGCCUGGUGUUAAUUUCAUAAAGCCAACAUCAGAAACAUCUAAAGCAUUUGACAUUUCUUCACUGCUUAACCAUCUGACUUGGACUGAAGCUUUUCCUCUUCAAAAUAUAAAUGCAUAUUUAUCAUUGUUUUUGAACGAUACUUCAACAAUGCCAUUUUUGUUGAAUAAUAUGUUUUUAAGCUUGUUUAAAAAUAAUGUGAAAGGAUAUGAGCUCACUAGAAAAAGCAAUUCACCAGUUAGCUUUCCAAAAUUGUCCGAAUCUGGUAUACCAUUUUCUUUUGAUAAAUCUUUAAAGUAUUUACCCUAUAAUUUCUCUCAAAUUGAAGAAAUCCAAGAUGAUUAUGUUUUCCCAGAAGCUGCUUCUUUAGCCGCCUCAGAUAUUUCUAUAGAAAAUAAUCCUAAUAUUGUCAGUGAAAUUAUUACUUAUGAAAAUAUUAAUGAUUUAGGUGUAUCAUCUACUUUGCCAAAUGAAUCAGUGUUUUUGCCAAAUUGUACAGAAGAUGAAGACAGUGGGCUGGUUGAUGGAAGCAGUAUAGUUUCUUCAUCUAGUAGCUUAGAGCAAAAAUCAUCAGAUGAUAUGUCAUGUGAAACUAGCCCUUUAAAGGAAAAUUUCAGCUUGAAACGAAGUGGUACAUUUAUUUGUGAUAAACCUGUAUCACCAUGUCGUGAGGGCACUUUUGUUAUUGAACCAUCUGAAAAACUAUCUACUGAUAAAACGCAAGUUUUUGAUAAAAAUGUACUUUUUACUGCAGUUUUGACUGCAGUAUAUGCUAGCAGCUCUCAAAAUUCAGAAAAAAAUUAUGUAUUGUAUGAAGUUUACAAUUCACCGAAAGAAUCAGUUUGCGGAGACCUUCAAGCAGUAAACCCAUGUUUUGAGACAAAUUUUAAUAGUGAAUUAAUGUUAAGUCAGCAUUUUCUUCUUUGUGAAGCAUCAAAAGAAACUUCAGCAGUUAGUUCUCAUGUUCAUUCCCCAGCUAUUAGCUGUUACUUUAUACUUUUAAAACCAAACCUUGAAAUGGAUUCAAAACUUUUUUUAGAUAAUAUAUCUAGCGAAAACAAUGCUGGAUCAUAUCCUCUAAUUCCUCAAUAUUUACCAAUUGGAAAUACCAACUUUGAGAGUUUUGAACAGUUCUCUUUUGAACAAAGUUGUGAAAUAUACAUGACAAAUACAGAGGAUCUUGCUAAAUUAGAAAAUGAUUCUCAAUUAAGAAACUUGAUACCGAAAAAAUAUUUUAAGUUUAAAACAUCUGUGCCUAUCAAUGAUACUAAUGAUAAUAUUUUGCAAGAUGAAGUACUGCAUGAAACUCUAUUCAAACAGAAUUUGUCUCCCAUUUUUACAGCUCCUUAUGAUUCUCAUUCCAAUGUUGAUCUUAAAAUAGGCAAUGAUAAUGAAAAUUUCGGUAGUUGCACAUCAAGAAAACCGGAAUUCAAAAAGAAUUUUUUUGAAGGUUGUGAAAAAUGCAUUCAAACGGAUAAUUUAACUGAUGAUUCAUUAUUGUAUUCUAAAGACAAUGAGCUGCAAGAAAUUGCAAAUGUGAGUAAUAAAGACGAAGUCAGUUUAGAAAAAGGUUUUAGAGUUUCUCAUGUUUACUCUGUGAAAGACAGUAAUUUAGUGGAUGAAAUUGAAGCGUUAAAAGAUAAUUUAAAUCAGCAAAAUGCUGUUCUUAUAAGAUUGAAAGAAGAUUUAGAUGAAGCAAAUUUUAGAAUAGCUGAAAAAGAACAAAUGUUAAUAAUGAUGCAAGUUGAGUACAAUAGAACUGCUUCUAUUUUGCAAGAAAAUGGUUUAAAAGAAGUGGAAGAAAAAGAAACUCAGACUCAGGAUGAUAUAAAAUCGAGCAAAUACAAUAAUUUAGUUGAAGAAAUAAACUUUCUAAAACAAAAAAAUGCCCACCACAAUGAAAAGAUCGCACAUCAAAACCAUACAAUCCAAUGCAUUAAAUCACAACUAUGCAGUACAAUUUCUCACUUGAAGUAUUUAAAAGAUGCUGCUGCAAAACAACUGAAGAGACAAAAACACCAGCAUUUAAAAUCACUAAAAGUAAAGCAACAGCUGCAUGAUGUGAAAUUGGAGCUAGGCAAAAAAUAUCAAGAACUUGAGAAGAAAAAUGAAAUCUUGUCUGAUCAUGAAUUUCAGAUUAAUGAAAUUCAAGCUCGCUUUGAUUCUGCAAUAGAAGAAUUGAAGCAGAAGUCAAAGAUAAUGAACUGUGAAAAAGUUGACAGUGUCUGUCAAACUGAUAGCUUUUUUCCACAUGACUGUUAUGAAGAAGAUAAGCACUGUCACACAAGUUUACAUGACCUGACAUUAAAGAAACAUUCGGAAGAAUUACAAGAAUUAAGAGCAAAGUUUCAGAAUUUAGAAAUUGUUUUAUCAAACAAAAAAGAGUUUCAAAGACCUUUAAAUAAUGUUACAGACAAACCUGGAAAUUCUGAAAUGAAAGGAUACACCUCUAGUAAAGAGGGUCAUGUAUGGAAACUUUUAACAAUCAGUGAACAAAGUUAUUUAACCUUGGUAAAUAAGUUGUCAGACUCUCUACAAAUAUCAGAUCUGAAAGGAUCUAUUGCACUAAUGCAUUCAUCUUGGCUUAACUGUGAAGAACUAUCUGAUGCAAGAAGACUUGAUCACAAAAGAAUACUUCAAAGUCUGGAAAAAAUAAAGAAAAAUUUGAGAUAUUUACAAGAGAGCAUUAGCAUGGACACAAAAAGGCAGAAUGUUGAGAAUGUAUUAGUGGAAGAAAAGAAGUCUACCACCAUGUGCCAUUCAGAAGAACUCCAUUUUCAACAUUUGUGUCACAUUCUCCAGAAAGCUCAAGAUGUAAUUGUUAAAGAAUACUAUCAAAAACGAGGUUCUCAAAGAACUCCUGUGACUGCUGGAUCAGGGAGAACUAGUCGACAAAUGGGAUCUCGUGAAAGAAAAAUCCCGUUGGAAUUAAAAAAUGGCAGAAUAUUAGCUUUGCUUGAGGAUAAAUUGAUUCAAAAAGAAAUCUUGCCUAACAAAUUGGAGUUUGGUAAAGCAGAUUCUAAGCAAGGAUCUGCCUCUGGGAAAAACAAGCCAACAUCUUGAAAAUGAUAUGAAACAUUUAUUUUUAAUGAACCACACAGAAAAUUAUUGUAAACUGACUUAUUUUAAAAUUCAAAGGUUUUGUGUUUUUUAUGAAAAAUAAAUAUUCAAAGAGCUUACAAUCAUACUGUAAUUUUUAAAUUGCAUAAUGUAUUGUAAAAUACCUUAUUUGAUUUGAAUUACAAAUAUUUACUUAGGUUAAGUGCCUACAAAUUGAAGAAUCAAUAAUUUAAGUGUAAUAUAUGUUUUAUUUAAAGGCCAUAAAUAUUUUGGAUGCAUUUGAAUUUUGAAAAUAGAUUUUUAUUAUCUUAAACUUAAUUUUGGAAUAAGUUUGAGUUGCAUAAAGUUUUCAGAAAUUGACAGCAGUAUGGAGUUUUUAUGCUUCUUGGUACAAUGAUGGCAGAAAUUAUAGCUACUUCUAAUUUAAAUAAUGAUACUUUAGUUAUCAUAUCUUUUUCUUUAUUAAGCACUUCCUUGCGUGGUUGCUGCUCAGAAUCCUUUAGAUUUUCUAUAUGCUGAAAAUUGGUUUUGUAUCAGAAAUUAUACAGAUUGUAUAAUUUUUGGCCUGAAAAAGCCAUGACUUACACUGCCAUACAUUAGAAGAAAUAAUUUUAUUUAUUUAUUAUUGUUAUUAUUAUUAAUAUUAUUUUUUUAUUUAAAAAUGUUUCAAAUAUUUGAGAAAUAUGCUCCAAAUCCAUCUCCCUAGGAUGCAAAAUUAUAAGAAGAAAAAACGUAUGGUGAUAUUACGACGAAAUUCCUAGCAUAUUUAUGUUAUCUGAUUUCCACUGUUUUGAACAAAGUAAACGAGCAAAGGAUAUUUUCCCAGUUCUUUGAAGUAAAAAGGGCUUUAGAGGAAUUCAUUUUCACUCUAUGUAAGAAGUUAAGAUAAAAACAGCCGUCCACAGAAAGAUCUUUUCAUGACCAGAACCAAAGCUUUCAACAACGGAAUGUACAUUUGCAGGAAGUAUGUUAAAGGGAAAAGGAAGUAUGUUUACAAAUAAAUUCAAUAAGUUUUCUAUAUAGCAUAUUUUUUAGACUUGUCCCAUUAUUCAACUAUCAUGCCCUGUACAUUUUACUACUAUUUGAGAUGGUUAUUAGCCAAUAAAUAGAUAUGUUUUUAUUUUCUGAUUGUUAUAACUUUUAAUGAAAUAAAUAAAGUUCUUCUUGGUUAGUUAGAGAUUUAUUUGUUACCUCAAUUUUCUUAGUCAAUUAAUCUCAUCAUGAUAAAAAAAUUUAUCAUUAAUAGCAAAAUUCUUCUAGAAACUUAAAUAUUAUUUUACUUAAUUUUAAUUUUUGUUUCCUAGACUGCUGUAUUGACUUUUGAGAAUACAAUAUGUAUUAAUAAUUAAAAAUAUAAAAAUAAUUGAACAAAAUGUGGAUUUUGAUUAACCUUCUAAGUAUUAAUUCUGAUUUUUCUUAACUUAUUAUGUUAUUUAAUGCAAAAGUAGUGUACAAUAAGAAAAUCCUGUACAAGUUUUCCUUGAUGUCAAGUCUAAAUACUUGAGAGGAAAAGGGAGACAGCUAAUUUUAUAAAUACUUUUUCUGAAGUAUUGGUAUUUGUUUUAAAGUAUUGGACUUUUUUCAUCUUCUGACUUCUCUUUAAAAUAAAUAAUUGAAAUCUUAAUCUUGUAUAUUAGUUUUUCUAUCUUUUAAUAAAACCCAUUUGUAUGAAAUUCACUUCAUGGAAAAAAGGUUAUUUAAAUUGUCUCUAGAUUUGUGCAUAUUUGUAAAUUUGUCUCUAAUAAUCCUUUAAAUAUAUGCUCUAUCAAAAAAAUUUUAUGUGUGCAAAUAAAUUCGUAAUUUUUAAUAUAUUGUUCUAUUUUCUUAUUUACAUGAUGCAAAAUUGAGAAAUCACAGAACUCAUUUUUGUCUAUGUACAAAAUGUUUGUUAAUAAAAUGUUAAUCUAUUUUUU
Molecule: messenger RNA, 7271 nt
Organism: Parasteatoda tepidariorum (common house spider)
Lineage: Eukaryota; Metazoa; Arthropoda; Arachnida; Araneae; Theridiidae
Source: RefSeq, a predicted model, not a curated record